Colletotrichum gloeosporioides is the source of this 1653-nucleotide messenger RNA. RefSeq lists its product as uncharacterized. The record is from RefSeq and is a predicted model, not a curated record. The coding region runs from base 1 to 1653 and encodes 550 amino acids. Gene Ontology annotation, molecular function: DNA binding; catalytic activity. Gene Ontology annotation, cellular component: nucleus. Lineage: Eukaryota; Fungi; Ascomycota; Sordariomycetes; Glomerellales; Glomerellaceae. The transcript has 2 exons. Gene Ontology annotation, biological process: DNA repair.
AUGGCGCCUGCACUAGCACCCGACUACUUCGUCGGUUUUGACGUAUCCGACGACGACAAGCCCUUCCUACUCGAUGUUCUGGCCCAUCCCGGUACUCCUUGGGAGGAGAAGAUGGUUGUCUCCGACAUUUGCCUCUUCAGCGGCUUCGAGGACUGGUACCUGAAGCUGGAGUGCGCGGCCUCAAUCAGAGACAACCGCCCGCCUUCUGCCUCCGAGCUCGAUGCCCGAGAUGUUCUAGCCUUCGUCCUGCGUCCGACCAAGGCUGCAGUAGCUAACGAGGAGCUGCGCAAGGGCUGGGCCGCUACCGAUCAGUCCAUCAAGAACUUGUCGGCUAUGCUUCGGGUCCAUCGGUCAGGCCUCACUGCAUCGCCCCAGCCCGUCGAGAAGGAGGAGCGAGUUAUCAAGCGAGAGGGUGGUCUGAAGCGGGAGCGUGACGAUGACGCAACUGAGGCCCCCCGGCGAGUCAAGCGACAGAGAACCGCGCCCAAGGCCACCUCUCACUACUUUGCGCCUCCGGGGGAUGAGCACGCACAGCAGCAAUCGGCAUCCACAUCCCCGGCCGGUAGUGAACAACCCGAUCCCUCAGCAAUCCUCCGUCACGGCAUCGCUACACCGCGCAACAGCCCCCGCAAGUCCAGCAACCCUGAGUCCGCAAAUGCAAGCGCCUCUGACAGCCAGGGAUCUUCGGGCAGAGAAGCCAUCCUGGCCCACCCGACUGUCUCCGUCCCCAUCGCCGUCCCCGACGACCUCAUCCGGCCCCUUGUCCCCCCUGGAUUUGAGCCAUGUCAAAUCGGAGGAGUAGGCGGGCCGUCGCCCAAACGGAAGCCUGCUGUCAUGUCGCCCUUUUUUACACAAUCCCCAGCGAAGCAAUCGCCCAAGCAGUCUCCGAAAAAGCGAAAUGGCCUUGUCUCGACUAUUCCCUUUCCACCGCUCUCAGCGCCGCGAUUUGGUCUUAUUCAGGAGGAAAUGGCUCAUGAGCCCUUUUGGCUAUUGGUUGUCGUUACUUAUCUCGUCAAAACGGCAGGCACGCUGGCUAUUCCUACGUUUUACAAGAUCAAGGAGAAGUACCCUACACCUGCUGCCCUGGCUGAGGCAGACCCAAAUACCAUUAUGAAUAUGACGCACCACUUGGGUCUUUCUGUUGUCAGAACGGCGGCGAUUCAGCGAUAUGCACGGCUAUGGUUGGAGAGACCACCUACGGCGGGAGUCCUUUAUAGAGUAAAGAACUACGACAAACGAGAUAUUUUAUUCAAUGCCAUUACACGACAUACGGAGGACGAGCACGAAGAGGAACACACGACGCCAGCUGCUACAGACGAUUCUUGGGAAAUGGGCCACUUCACCCAAGGCAAAUACGCGCUCGAUAGCUGGCGCAUCUUCUGCCGCGACGAACUCCUCGGACGGGCCCAGGACUGGAACGGCAAGGGCGCGGCACCCAACUUCCAGCCCGAGUGGAUGAGAGUACGACCCGACGACAAGGAGCUUCGGGCGUGUCUGCGGUGGAUGUGGAUGCGAGAAGGAUGGGAAUGGGACCCCGUCACGGGCGAGAAGACGGUCCUGCGCGAAGAGAUGCGGAAGGCUGUGAACGAGAAACGUGUAGAAUACGACGAAGUUGGCGGGCUCAAGAUCGUCGACGAGCCGCGAUCAGAGUGA